UUCGUUAGUUUCACAGAAGGGUUUAAGCUGAGCUGGCUGUUGGGCUUGUUAGGUUUAAGCUACUCCUGACGACGGUUCGCACUGAGUGGCAGUACUUAGCAAAACCAGGAAGAUAUCUGUACACCGAGUGGGAAGCACACAACUAGUCUGCUCUACACAUUUCACAUCAAUCGAGUUUUUCGAAUAACAGUAAAGGAGUUUCUGUGAAAUCGACGCCAUGGACCCCGCCGGCCAAGAUAUCAACCUGAACUCUCCUAACAAGGGUCUUGGUGUGGAUCGUUCAGGCAACCUAUCUGACGUGCCAGUGGAGGGAGCAGUGGGGAACUCUGCUGACCCUCUUCCACCAGGCCUGACGGAGGAAGAGGCUGAGGAGCUCCGCAAUGAGCUCAUAAAGGUGGAGGAGGAGGUCAGCACUCUGCGUCAGGUUUUGUCAGCCAAAGAGAGGCAUUGCGCAGAGCUGAAGAGGAAACUUGGCCAUAGCCCCCUCGACGAUCUCAAACAGAACUUCACUAAGAGCUGGCAGAAUGUACAGACCUCCAACACCUAUGUGAGAACCUCUGAGAAACUGGGCGAGUGGAAUGAGAGAGUUACCAGUUCAGAUCUGUGGCCUCUUUCUGCAUGGCUAGUGUGGGAAAAUGAGCAAAAGAUUUGUUUGAAAUUUGUCUAGAGAAUAAAGUCAGCU
Messenger RNA from Monopterus albus (swamp eel), 682 nucleotides. It is a transcript of the gene tpd52l2b, whose product is annotated as tpd52 like 2b. Bases 218 to 667 code for a protein of 149 amino acids. The transcript has 5 exons. Gene Ontology annotation, cellular component: cytoplasm. Lineage: Eukaryota; Metazoa; Chordata; Actinopteri; Synbranchiformes; Synbranchidae. The record is from RefSeq and is a predicted model, not a curated record.